AUGGGGUCAGUCGAGAUCUCUCGUCCCGAGGACGUUGCCAUCAUCGGCCUUUCUUGCCGUACAGCUGGAGGCAACAACAGUCCCCAGAAGCUGUGGGAAUUCCUGAUGAACAAACAGGACGCCUCUGGUGAAGUGCCUAAGGAACGCUGGGAGCCCUGGCACCGCCGAGAUGCGAGGAAUUCCAAGGUCAUCGACAAGGCCAUCAAGAAAGGUUACUUCAUCGAGGACCUGGAGAACUUCGACGCCGCGUUCUUCGGCAUUUCGUCGAAGGAGGCCGAGCAGAUGGAUCCUCACCAGAGACUAGGGCUAGAGUUAGCUUGGGAAGCGCUGGAAAAUGCAGGAAUCGAUCCAAAGUCCCUAAUGGGGUCUGAUACAGCCGUCUACAUGGGCUGUGAUUCGGAUGACUUUUCCAGGCUUGUACUGGAAGAUAUUCCGAACAUCGAGGCGUGGAUGGGCAUCGGCUCAACACCACACGGAAUCCCAAACAGAAUAUCUUACCACCUGGAUCUCAUGGGCCCUAGUGCUGCAGUGGACGCAGCGUGUGCUUCAUCUGGUGUGGCGGUCCAUCUGGGACGACAAGCCAUUGCCAGCGGUGAGUCCACAGUUGCCAUCGUCGGGGGUGUCAACGUCUUAUGCUCACCAGCACUCUUCGUGAUGCUGAGCAAGGCCGGUGCUCUCUCACCAGACGGCGUCUGUCUGUCCUUCGACGACGCUGCCUGCGGCUACGCACGAGGCGAAGGCGGAUCGGUGCUCAUCCUGAAGCGCCUCGCCAACGCCAUCGCCGACAAUGACAACAUCCUGGCUGUUCUAAAGGGCAGCGCUGUUGCUCAGGACGGCAAAACCAUGGGCAUCAUGGCUCCGAACUCCAAGGCUCAGGAGUUGGUUGCCCGCCAGGCCCUGGAACGCUCCGGGGUAGAUCCCCUUGAGGUCAGCUUCAUCGAGGCACACGCGACAUCGACUGCUCUGGGUGACCCUACUGAGGUCUCAGCUAUAGCCUCUGUGUACGGCAGGGGAAGACCAGCUGAUGCGCCGGCUCUGAUCGGCUCCAUCAAGCCCAACGUCGGCCAUCUUGAGGCCGCUGCUGGUGCUAUCUCGAUGGCCAAGGCGGUCAUGGCCGUGAAUAAGGGGGAGCUUGCGCCACAGGCGAGACUGAAUAAGCUCAACACGCGCAUCGACUGGAAGAACUCGGGUCUUCAAGUCGUCCGGGAGCGGACAAAGUGGACGGAGCCAGCAGGUGUGCCUCGUCGUGCCGCCGUGUGCUCUUAUGGAUACGGCGGGACGGUGUCGCACGCGGUCAUCGAGCAAUAUCAACGUCCGACCACGAACGGGCAUGCUGAUGCUUCCGAGAAGAAAGACCCCGGGGUUGUGACCUUGACAAUCUCAGCACCCCAGGAGAAGAGAUUGUUUACCCAAGCCACUAUCUUGGCUGACUGGCUGUCCGGCGCAGGCAAGGACGAGGAUCUAAAAGCUAUCGCUGCGACACUGGCUCUCCGCCGGGCGCCUCAUACCUACCGCGCUGCUUUCAUCGUCGCAAGCCACCAGGAGGCCAUCGACGCCCUGCGCAGCUUUGCCGAAGGAAAGCCCACAGAGGGGACCACACGCGGCAGGAUUCUGGACGCGCAUCCGUUGCAGGCCCACGCUGUCUGGGUAUUUUCCGGACAUGGUGCCCAGUGGCCCGCGAUGGGCAAGGAGUUGCUUGAAUAUGUCGAGUUCCGCCAAAUAAUCACCUCGCUGGACGAAAUAGUCCAGAAGGAAUGCGGGUACUCUGCGGUGAAAGCUCUGGAGACCGGUGAUAUCGGAGAGUCGGAUCGGAUUCAGGUCUUGACAUAUCUGGUACAGAUUGGGCUCAGUCAGGUGCUUAAAUCCAAGGGUUUGGAGCCCCAGGCUGUGAUAGGUCAUUCCGUCGGCGAGAUCGCUGCUUCGGUGGUGGCUGGAUGCUUGACCCCACGGGAGGGAGCGCUCAUCGUAACCAGGCGAGCCACGCUAUAUGCGCAGGUUAAGGGCCUGGGUGGUAUGGCGCUCGUUGGCCUUCCCUUUGCAACGGUUGCCAAGGAGUUGGAGGGUUGUCCAGAAGUUGUUCCGGCCAUUGACUCUUCUCCCAACUCUUGCGUGAUUAGCGGCGAGUCCACACCUCUUCUCAACUACGUUGCGGAUCUCAAGGCUCGAGGGGUCAAGACAUUCAAAGUCAACACAGAUAUCGCGUUCCAUUGCCCGAUGCUGGAGAAAUUGGCCGAGCCUUUGGCACAUGUGCUCGCCGAGGAGCUCAAACCACAGAAACCGCUGAUCCCAUUAUACUCAACCUCCUCGAAAACCCCGCGGUCUGAUAGCCCACGCGACGUUGCCUAUUGGAUCAACAAUAUGAUCAGUCCAGUCUGGCUGACCUCCGCUGUUAGCGCUGCAGCGGAUGACGGCUUCCGAGUCUUUGUCGAGAUAUCAGCACAUCCGAUUGUCACGCAUUCGAUCAAUGAGACACUUGAUCAGCGCAAAGAUGUGGAUGAAUUUGUCACAAUAGGCACGAUGAAGAGGGAGGCCCCUACGGAGAAGAGCAUCCAGCAUGCGAUUGCACAGUUGUGGACUAGGGGAAACCCCGUCGAUUUCGAGGCUCAAUUUGGCCGCGAGACCUGGUCGACCACCGUCCCCGGGACGCCUUGGGUUCACAAACGGCAUUGGAGGGAGGUCGAGACAGGUCCCAUCGGCGGCGAUGCGGCUUCACACGACGUCGACAAGCACACCGUGCUUGGCCAGCGCACCUCUAUCGCCGGAAAGGAGGGUAGCAUCGUCUAUACUACCAAGCUGAAUGACCAGAACAAACCCUACCCACGGACUCACCCACUCGACGGUACUGAGAUCAUCCCAGCCGGGGUGUAUUGCAACACCUUCCACCACGCUACCGGCGCCACCGUCCUGGACGAGGUUAAGCUGCGUGUGCCUGUUUCGAUGAGCAGCGAGACGAGGGAGGUUCAAAUCAUCGUUGAGGGCGAGCACAUCAGGGUAGCCUCCCGGCUGGAGCAGAAGAGCAGUGACGCCUCGGCAGAUCAGCCAGAACUGCCGUGGGUCGAGCAUAGCUCUGCUCGCUGGAGUCAGCCUGAGAAUCUGCCCACCGAGCCCAUCUACGAUACACCUGGGAUCAAGAAGCGAAUCGGCACUGUCCUAGGAAAGGGAUUUGCCUGGGAGUACCUACAAAAGAUUGGAGUCUCGGGCAUCGCCUUCCCGUGGCAGGUAGUCGAGCACUAUGGGAACGAGAAGGAGAUGAUGGUUCGCGUUGAUAUGGACCCAGACUCCAACUCCAUGCCCUGGGAUCCUUACUCCUGGGGUCCUCUCCUCGAUGCGGCUACGUCCGUCGGAUCGACCAUUUUCUUCAACGAGGCUAGGAUGCGUAUCGUCUCUCAGAUCGAUCGAGUAUUGAUCCUAUCCAGUGAUCCGCGGCCCAAGAUUGCGUACCUCUAUAUCGAGGAGGCCUCUGACUCUAUAAGCCCGGCCGCUCAUGUCACCGUGCUGACUGAGCAGGGAGAGAUGAUUGCCAAAUUCCAGGCUCUGAGGUUCUCCGAUGUUGAGGGUGCCACUGGCAUCAGCGGCAGUGUUGAAAGUCUUGUUCACCAGCUUGCGUGGAUCCCGCCAAAGCUCUCCGAGAAGCCUAUAUCCUUGAGCAGGGUCGUUCUUGUCUGCGAAGACCCAGCCAUCCUUGAACAGUACGCGGGCCAAAUCCAGGGAAGAUUCGGACAGGUGAUUCAGGCAGCACGUUCCGAGGACUUGAACAGACCCGAGAUACUCUUGGCCAUCAAGGAGAAAGGAACCGCCGUUUUGUAUCUGCCUUGCAAGGUGAAGGAUCUGGAGGACGUCCCAGAAGCAACCCACCGUUUUGUCUGGGAAGCUGUCAGUAUGAUUAAGCUCCUCGCAGCGUCUUCUGAAGCUGCAAAGCUUUACAUCAUCACAGACCAGGUUUACAAAGGACAGUCUCCGACUGCCCUUGCUCACGGUGCUCUCUACGGCCUCGCUCGUAUCACGGCCGAGGAGCACCCGGACAACUGGGGCGCGCUCAUCGACAACGAGGGCGGCAGUUUUCCCACGCUGGCACUCAAGUACGUCCGCGGCGAGCAGGUGAUCCGAAUGGACGACGGAGUGCCAAGGGUCGGCCGUCUCCGUCCUCUUUCCAAGGAACAGCGGCACAGCAAGGACUCGCCCAAGACGCUGCUGCCCAAGCCCGAGGGCACAUACAUCGUCACCGGUGGUCUCGGCGACCUCGGCCGCGAGGUCCUCGAGUUCCUGGUCGAGAAGAAAGCUCGUCGUAUUGUUGUCAUCUCGCGCAGUGGUUUGCCGGCGCGCAAGGAGUGGGACUCUGAAGAUCUCUCAGACAACACGAGACUUGCUAUCGCCAAGAUUCGAAAGCUGGAGCAGGCUGGGGCCUGGAUCCACGCGAUGGCGCUGGAUAUUGGCGCCAGUGAUGCCCACGAGAAAUUACUGGCCGAGCUGGAUCGUCUUUCUCUCCCUCCAGUCUUGGGUGUUAUCCAUGCGGCUGGUAUCAUGGAGAACGGCUUCAUCCGGAAUGCGACGGCCGAGUCCUUUGCCAACGUCUUCGCGCCGAAAGUAUCUGGUUCCCUCACCCUUCACAGGGCCUUCCCACCAGGCACAGUCGACUUUUUCCUCCUCUUUUCCUCCACGGGCCAGCUCGUCGGGACAGCAGGCCAAAGCUCCUACGGCAGCGCCAACUCAUUCCUGGAUGCCCUGGCCACAUACCGCCGAGCCCAAGGGGAUAACGCGGUCGCGUUCCAGUGGACGGCGUGGCGGGGACUUGGUCUGGCGAUGUGUACCGACUCCUCAACUUUGGAAACGGAGCUUGUGAGCAAGGGCAUCACGGACAUUACCAUCGACGAGGGGUUCCGCGCGUGGGAGCACGUCAGCAAGCAUGACAUUGAUCACGGCGUUGUCACGCGCAUCCGAACAUACGACCAGGGGGAGAAAGUCCCUCUAACCCUGAUCGAGGAGGUGGCUCCCCGCCGCUUCGCCUCUGUCGGCAACGUCGCCGAGGAGCAGCCCGAGUCUAGAAAGGCGACCGCUUCAAGACCGGCUUCGGGGCCCGAGCUGAAGGAGUGGUUGAACCUGGCGAUAAGGAAGUGUCUCGUAGCUGUUAUGAAGGGUGAUGUUGACGAUAUCGACCCACGGGCCCCUGUCGCCGAAUUGGGGGUUGACUCUGUUAUGACUGUGGUUCUCAGCCAGGAGCUUCAGGCGGCCAUGGGUAUCAAAGUGCCCGUCACUUUGACAUGGAACCAUCCUACAGUCCUUCAUAUGGUUGAUUGGUUCUACAAUAAGCUUACUGAGAACAGCUAG
Molecule: messenger RNA, 5325 nt
Organism: Diaporthe citri
Lineage: Eukaryota; Fungi; Ascomycota; Sordariomycetes; Diaporthales; Diaporthaceae
Exons: 2
Coding region: 1-5325 (1774 amino acids)
Biological process (GO): secondary metabolite biosynthetic process; fatty acid biosynthetic process
Molecular function (GO): 3-oxoacyl-[acyl-carrier-protein] synthase activity; phosphopantetheine binding; fatty acid synthase activity
Source: RefSeq, a predicted model, not a curated record